ACUCGCAGUGAACGGCGGGGCGUGCACCGCUUGUGGGAGGGGGUGGAGUGUGCGUUUGGUUUUUUUUCCCUCCGACAACUUGUCUCUACAGACUCACAACAAAGUUCGGAGUGUGCGUGAACGUUGGACAUUCGAUUACCGGGCAGCAGACAAAUAAAAAAGAGAAGAAAAACAUGGAAGAUUACUAUUACCACGACGAGGACUUGAGCAAUAACGACAGCUACGACUACAGCUACGACCACUCCGUGUGCGACAAGCAGGAGGUGCGCUCCUUCGCCGGAGUCUUCCUCCCGAUCAUCUAUUCGCUGGCUCUGGUGGUGGGCCUGGCGGGGAACGCCCUGGUGGUGGCGGUGUACGCGUCCCGCUCGCGCCUGCGCACCAUGACCGACGUGUGCAUCCUGAACCUGGCCGUGUCGGACCUGCUGCUGCUCGUCACUCUGCCCUUCUGGGCGGCGGACGCAGCGCACGGCUGGAGGUUGGGCUCGGCCGCCUGCAAGCUCACUUCCUUCCUCUACAGCGCCAACUUCAGCUGCGGCAUGCUGCAUCUGGCGUGCAUCAGCGUGGACCGCUACCGGGCGGUGGCUCACAGCGCUGCGGGCAGGACCGGCAGGGGCCCCCGGGUGCGGAAGCAGUGGAUCCUGGUGUGCUUUGCGUUGUGGGCGGUAGCUAUCUUUCUGGGGCUCCCGGAACUUGUCUUCUCCAAUGUGAAGCAUUCCCAUUACAGAACGUACUGCACCGCUAUGUACCCGCCCAGCAUGGGCCGCCCAGCCAAAGCGACCCUGGAACUUCUGGAGGUGACCCUCAGGUUCGUGCUACCGUUCCUGGUGAUGGUCGUGUGCUACUGCCGGGUAGGCCGGGCCCUGGGCCAAGCGCCGGGGGUGCGAAGAGACAAAAAGUGUCGGGCCCUGCGCGUUCUGUUAGCGGUGGUGGCCGUCUUCUUGCUAACACAGCUUCCCUACAACGUGGUGAAGCUGUGCAGAGCGCUGGACAUCAUUUACAUGCUCGUGACCGACUGCGAGAUGAGCAAAGGUCUGGACCGUGCCAUGCAGGUGACCGAGAGCCUGGCGCUGACCCACGCCUGUAUCAACCCACUCCUCUACGCCUUUAUCGGGUCUUCCUUCAGGGGACACAUCCUCAAAACUGCCAAGCGUCUUGGACAGCAACUCGGCGGCCACCCCAGACGAGAAGAUGGCGAGCCGGCGGUGGAGAUCGCGCUCAACACGCGCAAUCAAAACCAAUCGCAGUCUGGCUCUGAGGAACCGGACACCAGCACCUUUAGCAUGUAAAGGCACAACUACAGCUAGUCGCGAAUCUGUAAAGGUUUAGCUUUCCAAGUCCUUAAGUAGGAUAUAUACUAUUUUGGUCGUAACUAGCUGGAGGAGAUUGUUCCAGUAUAAGACCAAGUAGUCAUAGCUAAAGCGGUAAACUCUCUGCAGUACACGCCUGCCAUUCGGGUGGAUAGAGACCGAGCCCUCUGGUAAAUAGUGAAAAACUGUGAGAAAUUGACGCCCCCUUGAAAAGGUUUAGAAUUGCUUAUAUAAAAAAUUAAAACCAUACCAUACACAAACUGCAAUUUAAAAAAAAAACAUUUGAAUAUCAUUUCAGACUAAUCUUACAUUACCCUUAAAAAUAAACAGCUUACAGAUGAUUUGAUUUAGGGAGGGGGAAAAAAAAAAAAAAAAAAAAAAAUGUACAUGCAACUUCCACUAACAACCCAGGCUAAACUUCGCUCCUCCCCACUCAGUCGAGAUGUGUCACUUCAAUAAUACUUCCUUGACACCAAUAAACUACUUUCCUAUUAGCCAGGGCUUAAUCGCCAAUUGUAGGGUGAGAGAGAACAUGCACAACAAUGUGCAAAUAGCGAACCACGACUAGGCGGCCGUUCACUGGACACACAAAUUGAUUUUUUAACUUUUCAACAGAUUUUGAAAAUGUGAGAGACCCAACACCACAAGAGAGAAAACCAAAACCACGUGCACGUACGGCUUUUACAGUGUUUGGGUUACUAUUUGUUGUAGUACCAAGACUGACCUGUGAGAGGCAGCACGGUCCAAGGAGGCAUACAGACUGACGGAAGAAUAAAUGGAAGAAGCUAGACGAACUGUUAGAUUAUCUGGCAACUACAUUGCGAUUGCAAAAUCUUUUAAUCGUGGUGAAUGACAUGGGAGACACAUUUUACAAACACUCGACACAACGAGUUGUGCCUCUGGGAGCGAUAAUAGCGCGAGCUUUGUGUCGCUCCAUAAUUGGCUACUGUUCCGUUUCACGUCACGUCACAAUCAUGGAGUCUGUUUAGUCUGCUCUAAACAUAUCCCACACCUCAGGAUAAUCGCUCAGUAUAAUCAGACAAUUAGACCAUUGCUGACUUUAACCGCACAAUCAAACUUACAAAAUCACGACCACUAGAGGAACUUGCGUUUUUCAUGUCCCACGUGCUGGUACAUUUAACUGCUUUUAGUAAUAUUGUUAUUAGCAACACACUUUUUAUUGUUAAAAGGUUCAGUGCGACCAUCAUCGUGGGACCGUAAUUUACUUUCAGUGAAGAAGAGUCGAAGCAAGGUAGUAACAUAAGUCCCGUGUCGGUUCUUUUUUUUGUGAAGGUUGAUGGAGGUUCAUGUUGAAAAUUUAGAUGAAGAUUCUUGAACAUAAGGUGUUUGUAGGGUCAGGCUAACCAUUGUAUUUUGUUUAAAUUGUGUCUUUUGUUGAUUGAAUUAUAAUGACUAAUAUUUUCACUGAUUUGUACCACAAUGCUGCUAUUUUUUUUUUUUUUUUUUUUUUUUUUUUUAUCUCUUACAGCAAUUUUGGCUAUGUGGAAGGAACUUAGUUUAAAUUUGCCAGAGAAUAUACAUUUUAUUUAAAAAAAAAUAAAAAAUGAAGACUUGUUUUCCAUCUUCUUUAAAUUAGCCUGAAACGAUAACUCUAUUAAAAACAAACAAAAACGUUUGUAUCCAGUGACAGAAUAUGUCUCAUUGAAAAUAACAUUUUAGACACUGUUAGACACUAAUGCAAUCCUUGAUACGAUUCCACGAAUGGCUUUCAAUUUUCAACGUUUUAUCUUUGUCCACCAGAUGGAGCUAUUUUUUCCUCAUACAAAGCAUGCAGCAAACUUUCACAGCUUUUAAUGUUAUCUGCAAGUGUGUCUUGCUUUGAACUGAUAAGUGUGUGUCACUAUUGAGCUUGCAUAAUGGUGUGGCUGUAGGCCACUCGUGCAUAUGAAUUAAAUAAUUAAGAGUAAUAAAAUAA
Molecule: messenger RNA, 3243 nt
Organism: Phyllopteryx taeniolatus (common seadragon)
Lineage: Eukaryota; Metazoa; Chordata; Actinopteri; Syngnathiformes; Syngnathidae
Gene: ackr4b
Product: atypical chemokine receptor 4b
Exons: 2
Coding region: 174-1286 (370 amino acids)
Biological process (GO): G protein-coupled receptor signaling pathway; immune response; chemotaxis
Cellular component (GO): membrane
Molecular function (GO): chemokine receptor activity; chemokine binding; scavenger receptor activity
Source: RefSeq, a predicted model, not a curated record